AUGGCCUCGCAAGUGCAAGUGUUCUCCCCUCACACUCUCCAGUCAAGUGCCUUCUUUAGCGUGAAGAAACUGAAGGUGGAGCAGAGUUGUAACUGGGAUAUGACAGGGUACGGCACACACAGCAAAGUCUACAGCCACAACAGCAGCAAGAACGUGUCGACCACCAGUGGUCCCCUCGGCAUCAACAGCUCCCUGCAGGUCGCCAGCUCCACCCUGCCCUACGAGCAGGCGCUCAUCUUCCCAGCAAGCGCGGGCCACAUUGUGGUCGCCUCAGCCAGCAGCACUUCGGGGGCCGUGGGGUCUCUGCUGAGCAGCGGGGGUGGAGGCAGCAGCAGCAACAGCAGUGGUGGUGGAGGUGGCGGUGGCAGUGGUGUGGGUGGCGGGGUUGGUGUUCACAACCUGACGCGCCGCAGUACGGUCAGUCUCCUUGACACCUACCAGCGAUGCGGGCUUAAACGUAAGAGUGAGGAGCUUGACAACAACAGCAGUGUGCAGAUCAUUGAGGAACACGGUCCACCAAUGAUCCAGAACGGAGCAGCCAGUGGAGCCACGGUGGCUACAGCGGCCACCGCCACCUCCACAGCUACAUCCAAAAACAGCGGCUCCAACAAUGAGGGGGACUACCAGCUGGUGCAACAUGAGGUGCUCUGCUCCAUGACUAACACCUACGAAGUCCUGGAAUUCUUGGGGCGGGGAACCUUUGGACAGGUGGUAAAGUGCUGGAAGAGGGGCACCAACGAGAUUGUGGCAAUCAAGAUCUUAAAAAACCACCCGUCUUAUGCACGGCAGGGUCAGAUCGAGGUGAGCAUCCUGGCGCGUCUCAGCACGGAGAGUGCAGAUGACUACAACUUUGUGAGGGCCUACGAGUGCUUCCAGCACAAGAACCACACGUGCCUGGUAUUUGAGAUGCUGGAGCAGAACCUGUACGACUUCCUCAAGCAGAACAAGUUCAGCCCGCUGCCGCUCAAAUACAUCAGACCCGUGCUACAGCAGGUGGCCACAGCACUGAUGAAACUGAAGAGCCUGGGGCUGAUCCACGCUGACCUGAAGCCGGAGAACAUCAUGCUCGUGGACCCGUCUCGACAACCCUACAGGGUCAAAGUCAUUGACUUUGGCUCAGCCAGCCAUGUGUCCAAAGCAGUGUGCUCUACUUAUCUGCAGUCCAGAUACUACAGGCCCCUGUACCCUCAGCCCCCCAUCACCAUGGCUGGCUCCCAUUUCCCCCAGGAUAGAGAUGAGGG
Molecule: messenger RNA, 1241 nt
Organism: Paralichthys olivaceus (Japanese flounder)
Lineage: Eukaryota; Metazoa; Chordata; Actinopteri; Pleuronectiformes; Paralichthyidae
Source: RefSeq, a predicted model, not a curated record